Molecule: messenger RNA, 1314 nt
Organism: Stegostoma tigrinum
Lineage: Eukaryota; Metazoa; Chordata; Chondrichthyes; Orectolobiformes; Stegostomatidae
Gene: taf11
Product: TAF11 RNA polymerase II, TATA box binding protein (TBP)-associated factor
Exons: 4
Coding region: 272-973 (233 amino acids)
Biological process (GO): transcription initiation at RNA polymerase II promoter; RNA polymerase II preinitiation complex assembly
Cellular component (GO): transcription factor TFIID complex; nucleus
Molecular function (GO): protein heterodimerization activity; transcription coactivator activity
Source: RefSeq, a predicted model, not a curated record
AGCCCUAACAUUGCAGCCAGAGGAAGGAGCUGAACUCGGGGAUCAGUCGGGCUGAGCGGCCGCGGUAGCUUCAGGCCUGGGACAUCUUUCUCGAACGCAGACCCGAGAUCAGCCGGAGAAUCUGAGAUAACAAGGUGCGGAGAUGGAUGAACACAUCAGGCCCAGCAGCAAAAAGGUCUAGACCCGGGAUCAGCCGCAGUUUUGAAUUCGCGAUCUCCGUGCGGUUUGUGCCUCACCGGGAUCCGUCAGCAGGUCACCCGGGGCCAGAUCCAUGGAUUUGGAGCAGGAGGCGAAGUUUAAAGCGGCCGCGGUACCGGCCGAGCCGCCUAAGGCCGGAGAAGUGGUGGAGGCUGAGGUUUUACCCCCGGACGGUACGGCUGAGCAGCCGGGGCCCAGUGGUGCAGAGACGGCAGUGGUGGCGGCGGCGGCAGUAGUGAAGGAGAAAGAAGAGGCGACGGCGGCAGGGGAAGCCGCGGGUGGGAGACAGGCCCAAACGGACCAGAAGCCGGCGGCGCCCCGGGAAGGCGGUGCCGAGGAAGAGGAGGACGAUGAGGAUGGAGAUGCUGUCCACCAGGCUAAGAGGCUGCGGGUGGAGCCGGCCAGAGACAAAAAGGACAAGAAGCAGAAGGUGGACGAGGACGAAAUCCAGAAGAUGCAGAUCCUGGUUUCGUCCUUUUCAGAAGAGCAGUUAAACCGCUAUGAGAUGUAUCGUCGCUCUGCCUUUCCCAAAGCUGCCAUUAAAAGGCUAAUCCAGUCAAUCACAGGCUGUUCAGUAUCUCAAAAUGUAGUGAUUGCCAUGUCUGGUAUUUCUAAAGUCUUUGUGGGUGAAGUCAUGGAAGAAGCUCUGGAUGUUUGUGAUAAGUGGGGAGAAACUCCACCUUUGCAGCCAAAGCACAUGCGGGAGGCAGUGAGAAGACUGAAGUUACGUGGACAGAUUCCAAACACGAAGUACAAGAAGGUUUCAUUUCAUUAAGAGGAAUCCAGCACCAAUGAACGUUGCUACUAUAUAUAGAUUUGAAUGUACAUCAAAUAUUUGACUGCAUGUAGGGAAGCUUGUUUUUCUUCUAAAUGGUUCAGCCUGAAGUAUUGUGACUUGAAACAGAUUUUGAAUUAUUAUUUUGAUCAAUAAUUUUUUCAAAUUAAAAAAGGGAACCAGAACACAUUUCUGGGAUAGGCAGUUUUCUACAGUCUGUUAAUGUUGAGCAAGCUGUUGAUGUUAUUAAAUCACAGACAUGCAGCAGACACUUAUUACGAAAUAUUUUAUAUUCAGUGGCCAGUAUACCCCUACACUACAGAUGUGGGGGGGGGGGGGGG